UUGGAGCUCUUUGGAGAUGGGAGACGGUUGUGUGGGGAAGAGUCCCCAAUGAAUGGCAAUGUUACUAAUAAUGUACACAGUACGCUGCAACCCCGGGGGGGUGAUCGUGAACAAGCCAUUGUGUCUCGCACCGUCGUACAGCCAGAAGUCUUGGGUGCGUUUCAUGUACCAUUUUGUCUGUAGGAUGGGUUUAAAAGGGAGGUUUGGCCUGGGAGUUAACUGGCCGUCAUGGAAAAAACACGAAGAAACUCUUGAACCAGCUGGAUUUAUUUUUUCUGGGGUAGUGACCGCGCCAGAGAAGUUGCUGAAAGCGGCGUCAAAGUUACAAGUUCUUAACGACCUAACCUAUGUAUGCUUCGUGUCCGUUGUUGGUUUAAAUAACACCAUUGAUUAGAGUUUCGAGUUUCGAAGACGGGGUUCAUGGAAAUACUCAUAGCGUGUGUACAGUUCCUCAGGCGGAUCUGUAUCAUCAUCAAGCUUUUGCAAAAAUGUUCAUGCUCAUUCUGCUGCAGGUGGCUCGCUAGAUAUAUUGUUCAUUCUUCACACAGGGAGAUCAAACGACGGAGUAUAUAUAUCUUGUCCGGUACAUUGGGUACAGGGCCCAAAAUUAAACAUUUAGGCAGAGCCAUGGCUCGCGGGAGUUUAUAUACGGAAAAAUAGGUCAAUGAAUC
Blastomyces dermatitidis ER-3 is the source of this 671-nucleotide messenger RNA. RefSeq lists its product as uncharacterized. The transcript has a single exon. The coding region runs from base 53 to 394 and encodes 113 amino acids. Lineage: Eukaryota; Fungi; Ascomycota; Eurotiomycetes; Onygenales; Ajellomycetaceae. The record is from RefSeq and is a predicted model, not a curated record.